Molecule: messenger RNA, 307 nt
Organism: Nilaparvata lugens (brown planthopper)
Lineage: Eukaryota; Metazoa; Arthropoda; Insecta; Hemiptera; Delphacidae
Product: eukaryotic translation elongation factor 2-like
Exons: 1
Coding region: 43-300 (85 amino acids)
Biological process (GO): translational elongation
Cellular component (GO): ribonucleoprotein complex; cytosol
Molecular function (GO): GTP binding; translation elongation factor activity; GTPase activity
Source: RefSeq, a predicted model, not a curated record
AAUCGCACAUCAUCAAAAUUCACCGUAGACGAGAUCCGUGUGAUGAUGGAGAAGAAGAGGAACAUCCGUAACAUUUCCGUCAUCGCCCAUGUGGAUCACGGCAAGUCGACGAUGACUGACUCCCUCGUCUCUAAGGCGGGGACCAUUGCCAGCGCCAAGGCCGGCGAGACCCAGUUCACUGACACUAGGAAGGACGAACAGGAGCGUUGUAUCACCACAGAAUACAAAACUAUACAGAAAGGAAAGUUGACUUUCCUGACGCAAAAAUCCACCAUCUUGAGAGAAAGUUCAGCAUUGUAAUAGUAGU